This is a messenger RNA of Orycteropus afer afer, 2133 nucleotides long. RefSeq names its product Bardet-Biedl syndrome 12 (gene BBS12). Gene Ontology annotation, biological process: photoreceptor cell maintenance; chaperone-mediated protein complex assembly. Gene Ontology annotation, molecular function: ATP binding. The transcript has a single exon. Bases 1 to 2133 code for a protein of 710 amino acids. The record is from RefSeq and is a predicted model, not a curated record. Lineage: Eukaryota; Metazoa; Chordata; Mammalia; Tubulidentata; Orycteropodidae.
AUGGUGAUGGCUUGCAGGGUCAUAAACAAAAGAAGGCACAUUGGACUUCAACAGCUUUCAUCAUUUGCAGAAACAGGAAGAUCUUUCCUAGGCCCAGUAAAAGCAUCCAAAUUUAUUAUAGAUGAAGAGUCUCAUGAAAGUAUAUUAAUCAGUUCAGUAAUAAGGCUUCUUGAAAGUUUGGAUUUAACUAGUGCAGUGGGACAACUUCUCAAUGAAGCAGUUCAAGCACAGAAUAACACAUAUAGAACUGGAACCAAUACUCUUUUGUUUUUUGUUGGUGCAUGGAGCAGUGCUGCUGAAGAAUGUCUUCAUCUUGGUGUCCCAAUUUCGGUAAUAGUGUCAGUAAUGUCAGAAGGCUUGAACUCUUGCAUUGAAGAAGUGGUUUCCCUUCAAGUACCUAUCCAUAAUCUAUUUGAUGAUAUAGACAGCACAAAUACAUUUUCUGGACUUGAAGCAUUUAAUGUUACUUUGUGCCCUUUUCUACAGAUCCCUUCAGAUACUGGUUUGAUACAGACAAAUCUUGACCUCAAAGAUGCCUCUCAAUCAGUGGUGAUUUACAGUCUCUCUGGGAGGCCUGUUAAAUCAUGUGUAUUCUUCAGACCUCAGGCUAAGGUUGAAGCACGUGAAAGCAUAUCACAAACUUUGGUAAACAGCCAACUUGCAGACAACAGCUGCAGAAGGUCAAUACUAAUCCACAGUAGGCAUUUUAAUAGCACAGGUAAUAGUCAGUCAAUAAGCAAACCAGAUGGAUUUCUAGAACAGUGUAGUGCAGCUGCUUCCAAAACUCACAGCUGUAAUGAUUUGGUAGAGUUGACCGUGGGCUUGAGUCAUGGAGAUCACAGUAGCAUGAAAUUAGUAGAACAAGUAGUACGGCUACAAUAUCAAAAUGCACGUAUGCAGCAAGGUAACUGUACCAUGCCUUUUAUGUUUGACAUUUCAAGAAUCUUCGCUUGCUAUUUGCCUGGUUUACCUGAAACUUUUACUUGUGUCUGUCCAGGAUAUAUCACUCUUGUAUCAAUAUCUUGUACUACUCUGAUCAAGGAAUUACAGAAUCAGCCUGUCCGGGUCAUUCUCAUUCAAGGUGACCUUACAGAGAAUUACCACCAUGUGGGGUUUAAUAAGUCUAUAAAUAUUAAAACAGUAUUUGAAAGCAUGAAGGUUAAUGAAGACAGCACAGAAGAACUGUGGGCAAAUCGUGUAUCACAGAUACUAAUCCAGUUCAAUGUGCACCUUGUCCUAGUACAAGGAAAUGUGUCUGAACACUUAAUUGAAAAAUGCAUGUAUAAAAAACAGUUGGUAAUUGGGUCAGUGAAUGGCAGUGUGAUGCAUGCUUUUGCAGAGGCUACAGGAGCAAUGCAAGUGGCCUACAUAACACAAGUGAAUGAAGACUGUGUGGGCAGUGGGGUCUAUGUGACCUUCUGGAGAACCAUUCCCUUAGAUGUUGUAGAUAAGAAAAAUAGAAUGGCAAUCUUGUUAAAAACGGGAGGCAUUAAUUUGGUUACAGCAGUACUCACUGGCCCAGUCACCGCACAGAUGCAAACCAAAGAAGAUAGGUUCUGGACUUGUGCCUAUCGUCUCUAUUACGCUCUGAAAGACCAAAAGGUCUUCCUUGGAGGUGGUGCAGUUGAAUUUUUGUGUCUUAGCCACCUUCGAAUAAUUGAGGAGCAGUCUUUGAAAACAGAAGACCAAGCCUGUUCAGGAUGGCUUCAUAAUAGUUCGUCUUGGCUGGCCUCAUCUCUAGCCCUAUACAGACCAACUGUGCUUAAAUGCCUGGCAAAUGGAUGGCACAAAUACCUUUCAACGCUCAUACAUAACACAGCCAAUUACUCAUCAGAAUUUGAAGUCAGCACGUUCAUUCAACAUCAUCUAAAAAAUGCUAUGGACUCUACCUCUCCUUCGUCUUACAUCUUGAAUGAAUAUAGUACACUGAAUCGUGGAGUUUUUAAUCCAGACAUUUCAAAUAAAUUGGAGCAGAUUCCAAGAGUUUAUGACAUUGUUACGCCAAAGAUUGAAGCGUGGCGCAGAGCAUUGGAUUUGGUACUGUUAAUACUUCAGACAGACAGUGAAAUUGUUACUGGACAUGGACACACACAGACGAAUUCACAGGAAUCAGAGGGCUUUUUAUUUUUGUAG